Messenger RNA from Egretta garzetta (little egret), 669 nucleotides. RefSeq names its product thiopurine S-methyltransferase (gene TPMT). The annotation marks the transcript as partial. NCBI's taxonomy places the organism in Eukaryota, Metazoa, Chordata, Aves, Pelecaniformes, Ardeidae. The record is from RefSeq and is a predicted model, not a curated record. The transcript is spliced from 8 exons. Gene Ontology annotation, molecular function: thiopurine S-methyltransferase activity.
UCGGAGGAGGAAUGGCUGCGCAAGUGGGAAAUGGGCAACAUCGGGUUUCACAAGGAGCAAGGGCAUCCGCUCCUGCAGAAGUAUCUGGAUGUUCUUUUAAACGGCAGGAGUGGACUGAGGAUAUUUUUCCCGCUCUGUGGCAAAGCAGUAGAGAUGAAAUGGCUGGCGGACAUGGGACAUAGCGUUGUCGGUGUGGAAGUCAGCGAGCAAGCACUGAAGGAAUUUUUUGCCGAGCACAGCCUGCCUUAUUGUGAGGAGCCAGUCCCAGAGAUUCCAGGAGCAAAAAAGUUGCAGAGUACCUCUGGGAACAUUUCCCUCUACUGCUGCAGUGUUUAUGAUUUGUCCAGCUCAAUAGUUGGCAAGUUUGAUGGGUUUUGGGACAGAGGAGCUCUAGUAGCUGUGAAUCCAUGCGACAGACAACGCUAUGCCAGUUUGAUGAUCACUCUAAUGGCAAAAAAUUCUUCUUAUCUCCUCGUUACAGUUUCAUAUGAUCCAAACAAACACAAAGGCCCACCAUUUUAUGUUCCUGAAUCUGAAAUUAAAGGCUUGUUUGGCAACCACUGUGAAAUUAAGUGUCUUCAAAAAGUGGAUGACUUCUCAGACAGACACAGGCAGUGGGGACUAGAUUAUUUUCUGGAGGUGCUAUAUAUACUAAAGUUUGUAGCUUGA